Messenger RNA from Aspergillus fischeri NRRL 181, 1647 nucleotides. RefSeq names its product MFS maltose permease MalP. The transcript has a single exon. Gene Ontology annotation, molecular function: carbohydrate:proton symporter activity. NCBI's taxonomy places the organism in Eukaryota, Fungi, Ascomycota, Eurotiomycetes, Eurotiales, Aspergillaceae. The record is from RefSeq and is a predicted model, not a curated record. The coding region runs from base 1 to 1647 and encodes 548 amino acids. Gene Ontology annotation, cellular component: membrane. Gene Ontology annotation, biological process: carbohydrate transport; transmembrane transport.
AUGGAGAUCGAGAAGUUGGCCGGAAUCGAACAUGUGGAGGAGGAAGCUGGCUCACGCAGGCCCCAUCCCCAGCCUGCGAGCCACCGGGACCUCAUUGCCAGCAGUGAGGCCCAGGCGGCCCUCGAUAAGGAACACAGCAUGACACUGUGGCAGGCACUGAAGAUCUACCCCAAGGCCGUGGGUUGGUCAAUUCUCCUUUCGUGUGCCAUCAUUAUGGAGGGCUACGAUGUCGUCCUGAUCGGUUCUUUCUUCGCCUACCCCCAAUUCAACCAGAAGUACGGCCAUAUCAUGUCGGACGGAAACUACGGUCUCGCUGCCAAGUGGCAAGCGGCCUUGACCAACGCGAUGAGCUGCGGUCAGAUUAUCGGCCUGUUCAUCAACGGCAUCGUCUCGGAACGCUUCGGGUACCGGCGGACCCUCAUGGCUUGCUUGGCCGCGACGGUCGGCUUUGUUUUUAUUUUGUUCUUUGCGCCAAACAUACAGACCCUCGUUGCCGGCGAGCUGCUCAUGGGUAUCCCCCUCGGCGUGUACCAGACCCUCACCGUCACCUAUGCAUCGGAAGUAUGUCCCGUCGCUAUUCGAGGCUAUCUCACCACCUACGUGAACCUGUGCUGGGUCCUAGGUCAACUGAUUGCCUCCGGUGUCCUGAAGGGGCUAGAGGAGCGCACGGACGAGUGGGCCUACCGCAUCCCGUUCGCCAUCCAAUGGGUCUGGCCCGUCCCCAUCUUCAUCGGCGUCUUCUUCGCCCCAGAGAGCCCCUGGUGGCUCAUCCGCAGAGACCGCCGGGACGACGCCGUCAAAGCGCUCAACCGGCUGGCCAUAACCGGACAUCCGGACUUCAACGCCGAGGAGACUGCGUCGAUGAUUGUCUACACCAACGCGCUGGAGAAACAGGUCGAGACAGGCACAUCCUACGUGGACUGCUUCCGAGGAUGCGACCUGCGCCGCACCGAGAUCUCCUGUCUCGUCUGGGCUGCGCAGAGUCUCUGCGGCGGCGGGCUCAUGGGCUACUCGACCUUCUUCUAUCGGCGUGCUGGCCUCGCCGUCUCCCAGUCCUUCACCAUGUCGCUCGUCCAGUACGCCAUCGGCGUGGUGGGGACCUUUCUCUCCUGGGUGUUGAUGACCUACUUCGGUCGUCGCACGUUAUAUGUCGGCGGACUGGCUCUGCUGGCCAUCGUGCUCUUCGUCAUCGGCUUCAUCUCCAUUCCUCACUCCACCCCCGCCCUCUCCUGGGCCACCGGAUCCAUGCUCCUCGUCUACACCUUCAUCUACGAUUCAACCAUCGGCCCGGUCUGCUUCUCUCUCGUCUCCGAAAUCCCCUCUUCCAGACUCCGCACCAAGACUGUGGUGCUAGCUCGUAACCUGUACAACGUGAUCAAUCUGGUCUCGGGAAUCAUCAUCCCGUACAUGCUCAACGUGGAUGCAUGGAACUGGAGAGGCAAGUCGGGGUACUUCUGGGGCUCGCUCUGCACCUGCUGUUUGAUCUGGGCGUUCUUCCGCAUCCCCGAGCCCAAGGGUCGGUCCUAUGCCGAGUUGGAUAUUCUGUUUGAGCGUAGAGUCCGCACCAGGGAGUUUGCAACUGCCGAGACGGGCUUGGUGGAGAGAAGAAGCGAUCACAAGGUUGAUCCGCUCGCUGUUAGCGUUUGA